Molecule: messenger RNA, 2463 nt
Organism: Didymodactylos carnosus
Lineage: Eukaryota; Metazoa; Rotifera; Eurotatoria; Philodinida; Philodinidae
Source: the annotation of a GenBank genome assembly
AUGAUGUUAUUAAAAUUACUAGUGUUAUUAAUUAGUUUUAUCAAACUAUCAACGUCAAAUUUAAAUUUAACUGAAAAUAGGAAUGUCGAUAUUGAAUCCACUAAUGAAUAUCUUGGUCCGCUGAACAAACAUUUAUUUUGGUUUGUACACGUAACAGAUCUUCAUAUAACACAUAUUGGACAUGAAGAUCGUGCUGAACAGUUUGAAAAAUUUUGUACAGAAACUCUUAUUAAUUUAAUUAAACCACCAGUUGUUGUCGUUACGGGAGAUCUAGUUCACUCUGUUGGUGAUUGGAUUCAUAAUCAUGGAAGCACAGAACAGUACGAAGAAGAAUGGAUUAGAUAUAAUGAAAUAUUAAAUCGAACAAAAAUUACAGAAAAUACGGCAUGGCUUGAUAUGCGAGGCAAUCAUGAUAAUUUUAUGGAUUCCGAUCCAGAUUCCUUAAAAAGUUAUUAUCGUCGAUAUUCUCAUCAGGGUCUCAAUCAUUCUUCAUCAUAUCAUUAUGUUCAUAAGACAAGUGAAGGUGAUCAAUAUAGUUUCAUUGGAAUUGAUAUGUGUCCCAGACCAGGCGCUGGUAGACCCUUCAAUUUUCUAGGACAAAUAACUAAGUCUGAAAUGCGUCAUUUACUCACAUUAACUGAACAAACUAAAAUGUCAAAUGCAACAAUAUUCUUUGGACAUUAUCCAUUAUCAUUUACCUAUUCUUCGACAUCACCUGGUAUACAAUAUAUAAUGAGAAAUGCACUUGCCUAUCUUAACGGACAUUUACAUGCUGGUAUCCCACAUCUGUAUGCUCUUCAUUCAAAUGGACUACUUGAACUGGAAUUAGGUGAUUGGAAAGUUCAUCGCCUAUUUCGUCUGGUGACAAUUGAUGGUGGGUUAUUAGCAUUUACCGAUUUUCAAUACAAUAAAUCAAUCUAUGCUGUUAUUACAAAUCCAAAAAGAGCAAAAUAUAAAACACCGCGAGAAUCACUCUAUAGGCUCAAACAAUCAACACAUAUCAGAAUUCUUAUAUUUUCUAAACAUCAAAUUAAUAAUGUUCGUGUAUCGAUUGAUUCCAAAUUUAUCGGAUAUGCUGUUAAUUCAAUUAAUAAUUUAAAUUUAUUCAUAUUACAGUGGAACACAAGUUUAUACGAACAGGGUACACAUAUAAUGCAUGUACAAAUACAGGAUUAUCAAAAUAAUACAGAAGAAUUAAUGGAAGAGUUUGCAUUGUCAAUAUCAUCAGUAAUAGCAUGGAAUCGAUCGAAACUAAUUCUACUCGUUCAUUGGUCAACAUUUGGUAUCAUCCUUCUAGUAUUGUCACUAUGUGCAUAUAUAACCACAUUAGUGUGCUUUCGAUAUCGUGCAACAAGGAUGCUGAAUUGUUGUCCAAAUUGUUGUAGUUUAUGGAAUAGUUUUCAUAAACGUAUGAUGUUACUUUGUUCAGUCGAUGUCAUUUAUUAUCCACUGCUUGGAUUAGCCAUCUACUAUUUUAUCGGUCCUUGGUACAUUGGCUACUUUACUAAGGACUAUUUUGGUGCUGCCUUCCUUUGGGGUACUGUGAUUCAUGGUAUAUAUCUUUAUCCUGAUACACAACCAUUUAUGGGCACUGUACAACUUUAUAUGUUUGUAUUUCCAUUAACAUUUGCUCUGGCAUGUUCUGUCUAUUAUCGUUAUAUUGAUCUACAAACGAAUGUAUAUAGAACUCGUACACGUUUGCAAAAAAUAUGUCGUAUACUAACUUAUGUUAUAUUUGGUUAUGCAGUCUUUUUUAUAUUUAUGAUUUCAUUGAUUUUUACAUUGUCAUAUAAUCUAGGCUGGAUCCUUUCACCAUUUGGACUAUUUUUAAUAAUAUUUACAGUAUUUCUAUUUUAUAAAACGAAUAAAUUAGAAUUAAAUCAAUUUGGAGUGUUAUUGAAUAAAACAGAUGGAGAUACUGCCGAUAUUCAUGAACCAAUUUUUCUCUCAACAGGCACAACAAUACUCACUUUCUAUUACUUUCGUAACUCCGAUUUAUUAUCCAGCAGAAAAAAUAAUAUUAACGGUUUGGCUGAUAGUUCUUUAUUACCUCAAUCGAAAUUAUUCACCUAUGUAAAUAUCUCUUCCAAUCUUCAUAUUACACAUGAACAAGGUGUGCUAUUUCACAUAGAACGGAGUGCCCAUUUUGCAAGUUUAAAAUCGAAAAGUGUUCGUGGAAAUCACCAACAUAAAGAUGCGAGCGAAAUAAUUGUACUGUUACAUGGUAAAUUUCAGUUUCGUGUCGGUGAAAAAGAUGCUGGUACAAGUGAAGAUUAUAUAUUUGAUAUUCGAGACGAUGCCAUGGGCGCUGUAGGUAUUAAAAUCACUGCUGAAAAAUGUCAUGCUUUGAAAAAUAUUGGAACAAGUACAAACUGGUUUGCAAGCUACUAUUUAAAGUCGGCGACUGACGAUAAACUACCACAAUCAGAUAAGACUGCAUGUGCGUCAAUAAAAUUGACAUAA